GUGAGGGGUUGUGAGGGGUGUUGUAUUGGGGGAGCGAUUGAUGUAAUAAUUGAUAAAAUGGUGGAAAACUAACUGUUGCUCAACACAUAUACAACAUAUGAGUGACGCAAACAUAUUAUACAAUAUUAGACAUACUUUAGUGCAAAGCAUUGAAUGCAUUGAAUGUAUUGAUUGUCAUAAAUAUCGUCACAUAUAGUGAUCAUAUGGUGUGAAAGACAACACAGUUUGGCAGACAUGAGACCUCUUCGGCAAACUCACCACCGAUUCAUUACAUCCACUAAUCAUUAACGCAAUUAUGAUCUCAUUGUCUCAAAACCACACCAUUUAAGGCAAUAAUACGUCCAAAAGAUUACCACUAAUUAUCAUCUCAUUAUGACUACCAGAAGUCACGGGCGAUGGUUUCACGCGAACAUCUCAGGAGUGGAGGCGGAGAAGAUGUUGAUGGAGAGGGGCUUUGAGGGCAGUUUCCUCGCGCGUCCGUCCAAAUCAAAUCCGGGAGACUUCACACUAUCGGUGAGACGUAACGGUCAGGUGACACACAUUAAGAUACAAAACACUGGCGACUAUUACGACCUCUACGGCGGCGAGAAGUUCGCCACUUUGGCUGAAUUGGUUCAGUACUAUAUGGAAAACAUGGGACAACUGAAGGAGAAGAACGGCGAAGUGAUUGAACUGAAGUUCCCGUUGAACUCAUCGGACCCGACGUCUGAGCGUUGGUUUCACGGACCCCUCUCUGGCAAAGAGGCCGAGCGUUUGGUCCUCGAAAAGGGCAAAAACGGAAGCUUUUUGGUCCGCGAGAGUCAAAGCAAACCCGGAGAUUAUGUGCUGACAGUGAGAACCGAUGAUAAGGUGACUCAUGUGAUGGUGAGAUGUCAGGACACGAAGUUCGAUGUCGGCGGUGGAGACAAGUUCGACAGCUUAAGCGAAUUAGUCGAACACUACAAGAAGAACCCUAUGGUUGAGACCACCGGAACUGUUGUCCAUUUGAAGAAUCCCUUUAACGCCACGCGAAUCACUGCCUCUACCAUUGAAAAUAGGGUUAAAGUGUUGACCAAAGAGAACGUCCAAAACAGUGGUAAAGCGGGCUUUUGGGAGGAGUUUGAGUAUUUACAACAACAAGAGUGCAAACAUCUGUACUCUAGAAAAGAGGGACAAAAACCUGAAAAUAGGGCCAAAAAUCGGUACAAAAACAUUCUUCCCUUUGAUUACACGCGAGUUCUUCUGAGAGAUUACGACAAUACAGUCGGUGCCGAUUAUAUAAACGCCAAUAUUAUCACUAUUGAUGACGAAAAUAACAGUCCGGAUAACGACAAAAAGACAUACAUCGCGACUCAGGGCCCGCUCACCACCACAUCCAAUGACUUCUGGUGGAUGGUAUGGCAGGAGAGCUGUCACGUCAUUGUUAUGACCACUAAAGAGAUCGAAAGGGGGAAAAACAAAUGCGUCCGCUAUUGGCCCGAUAGGGGACAGACCAAAGAGUUUGGCAAAAUUGUUGUCAAAACUAUUAGCGAAAAGCCGACAAUUGAUUACACGUUACGCGAGUUCUCGGUGUCGAAGGAAAUGGAAACAAAAGAGAGCCGAACUAUAUAUCAUUACCACUUCACCGCUUGGCCCGAUCACGGCGUGCCCUCCGAUCCCGGAUGUGUUCUCAACUUUCUUCACGACGUGAACAGAAAGCAAGAGGCCAUCGAUGACGCCGGGCCUGUCAUUGUUCACUGCAGUGCUGGCAUUGGAAGGACGGGUACUUUCAUUGUAAUCGACCAAAUUAUAGAGCAAAUCAAACGACACGGACUCGACUGCGAGAUUGAUAUUCAAAGAACUAUUCAAAUGGUUCGGUCCCAGAGGUCAGGUAUGGUUCAAACAGAAGCACAAUAUAAGUUUGUAUACCUCGCCGUUCAACACUAUAUCGAGACAUUGCAGCAAAGGAUUCUCGCAGAACAGAAGAGUCUUCAGGCGGGCCGGGAGUACACGAAUAUAAAAUACACGAGUGAAGCGGCCGCUGGUUGUGAUACAAAUAAGCUGACGUCCGCCGCAUCCCGUCCCACAUCUGUUGGCAACAACUCGUUUGUCGCAAAUCUGUCCUCAACUCAAGCCAUUCAGACAAACACUGCAAUGAUGUCGACUAAAGGGAACUGGAAUUUGGUUGAACUGAGCGUUGGUUUGGUUUGUUGUGUGACUCCGAGACCGCAAGACAUGAACGAAUUGGACUCUCUUAGACAGGAGGCCGAGACCCUCAAGAACACCAUCAGAUCUCGUGCGUUACCCACGGGUUACGUUCGUAAGUCCAGUCCCUGUAAGUCCUCGUUCGCAAAGUUGCCUUUGGCCGACACCCCCUCCCCC
Medioppia subpectinata is the source of this 2340-nucleotide messenger RNA. Lineage: Eukaryota; Metazoa; Arthropoda; Arachnida; Sarcoptiformes; Oppiidae. The record is from the annotation of a GenBank genome assembly.